AGGUAUUUGAGCCCAGAUGAAAUAUGGCCGGACGACCCAUCCGCAUUGGAGACCAGCUGGUCCUUGAGGAAGAUUAUGAUGAGACCUACAUUCCCAGUGAGCAAGAAAUUCUUGAAUUUGCCAGGGAGAUUGGUAUCGACCCCAUUAAGGAGCCAGAGUUGAUGUGGUUGGCACGGGAGGGCAUUGUGGCCCCAUUGCCUACGGAGUGGAAACCAUGCCAGGACAUCACAGGUGAUAUUUACUAUUUCAACUUUGCCAAUGGACAGUCCAUGUGGGACCAUCCAUGUGAUGAGCACUAUCGGAACCUGGUCAUCCAAGAGCGAGGGAAGCUGUCUGCUGGGGCUAUUAAGAAGAAAGAGAAGAAGAAGAAAAAGGAAAAGAAAGACAAGAAGGACAAAGACACCCCCAGGAGUCACCUGGCCCUGCGUUCCUCGUUAGCCCCAGUCCACGUUCCUCUUGGGGGUUUGGCUCCCUUACGAGGCCUUGGGGAUGUCCCACCCUCUGCUCUUCGUGGAUCUCAAAGCAUGAACAUGGGAAACCUGGUGGAGUCCAAUCAGCCUGGAGAACAAAUGCUGCACUCACAGGGUCUCAAGAGUUCGGCUUUUACAAAAAGUCUCUUGGAAUCCAUUCACGAGGAUAAGAAUGUUCUCAACCUGUUGGCUUUAGGGGAGGAGCCCAACGAGAAGGAGGAGAGUGACAACCAGAGUCUCCGCAGCUCAAGUGAGCUUCUUAAGAACCUGCACCUGGAUGUUGGGGCCCUAGGGGGUGAUUUUGAGUAUGAGGAGUCUCCCAGGACAAGCCCCCCAGAGGAGAAGAAGGAUGCUUCUCUCGACUCCAAUGCUGCUGGUCCCCCGACGCCCGGCAAGCUCUUGAGCCAGGAUGCAGACAGCAGCCUGAGCAGUGCCGAUGGCCACGGACAAGAGGGAAGAGAGUCAGGCUCUUGGCACCCUGGAAAAGACCAGAGUGAGAAGAGUGAUUCCCAGGCCUCUAGGAGUCAGGCGAUGCCCAGCAUGCACCCAGAGGGUGCUCAGUCUGCCAGAGUUUCUGAAAAGAAGACAUCUGUGGAUGCAGGAGAGGAGGGCUUCACGAAGGAAGAAGCUGAAGAGGAGCAAAAACAAAAGGCUUCCACCCAAUCAGAGAGAGGAUCGGAUGUCAGUGAAGAGCUGGAGGUCAGUGAACGUGUGAAGGAGUUGCAGCUCACCGACUCUGCUGCUUCCAACUCUGAGUCCAUCAGUGAUCUGGACUGCGGUUUUCGCAGCCGGAUCACCGAGCACCUGCUGGAUGUGGAUGUGCUUUCCCCGGCCCCAGAGGGAGCCCGUCGUGCAUUUGAACAGCCGAAGGGUAAAGAGGAAAAGGUCUACAACCACUCCAGCCAGCAUGAGCUGCAAAGCACGCAAUCCAAAGGCUCCAAGAGGUUGUCUCCUUUACUUCUGCGUGGGGAGCAGCUCCAGAGUCCCCCUCCCAGCCAGGCCUCUGGAGGAGGGUCUGCACAGGGCACUGAGGGGCGGCCUGAGCAGAAAGAGACAGAGGAGCCCAGGGAGGACUCCAUUCCCAGUUCCCCACUGCCGAUUUGCCUCCCAAGGGAGCAGAUCCCAAGCCCACCUGCUGCCCAUGAGGGAGACGUGAAGCGGCGCUCUGAGGUGGAGGAGCCGGAGCCUGGGCAGGAAGAGGCUGAGGAGCAGGGGGCGACUGGCCCCAUCCUGCCAGACUCUGCCGAGGUGCAGUCUCCAGAGUCUGCGGCUCCUCCAGAGCAGCUCUCAGAGGCUAAUCAAAAGGCCAUUGAAGAGGCAGUGGCUCAAGAACUUGAGCAAGACCAGAAGCAGCUGCUGGAAUUGAGGAGAGAGAGGAUACAGCAGCUGCGGGAGAAGCUGUGGAAAGAGGAGGAAGAGGAGAUCCUUCAGCUUCACCAGCAGAAAGAGAAGUCCCUCAGUUCCCUGAAGGAGCAGCUGCAGAGAGCCACGGAGGAGGAGGCGGCUCAGUUGAGAGAGGAGGAAAACCAAAGGCUGUGCCUGCUCCGAGCCCAGGUCCAGUCCAGUGCAGAAGCAGAUGGAGAGCAAAUGAGGGCAGAGCAGGAGGCUUCCCUGCAGAGGCUGAGAGAAGACUUGGAGUCUCUGCAGAAGGCUGAGAGGGCAAGCUUGGAACAGAAAAACAGGCAAAUGCUGGAACAACUCAGGGAGGAGAUGGAGGCUUCGGAGAAGAGGGAGCAGGCUGCUCUGAAAGCCGAGAAGGCGGCGGCUCUGCAGCAGCUCAGGGAGCGCCUGGAAGGAGAGAGGAGAGAAGCUGUGGCCGCACUGGAGAGGGAGCACAGUGCCGAGCUGGAGCAGCUUCAGUCCUCCCUGGAGGCCAAGCACAGAGAGGUGGUUUCCAGCCUCCAGAAGAAAAUAGAGGAAGCUCAGCGGAAGGAGCUGGACCGACUGCAGGAAAACCUUCAGCGGAUGGAACAGAAAAGCCACCAGAAGGUUCACCAAGUGCUUGAGUAUGAGCAGGAGCUCAGUGGUCUCCUGAGAGAGAAGCGUCAGGAGGUGGAAAGGGAGCAUGACAGGAGGAUGGACAAGAUGAAGGAGGAGCAUCAGCAAGUGCUUGCUGAGACCAGGGAGCAGUACGAAGCUGAGGAGCGGAAGCAGCGGGCUGAGCUGCUGGGGCACCUGACGGGCGAGCUGGAGCGGCUGCGCAGGGCCCAUGAGCGUGAGCUGGCCACUGCUCGUCAGGGCCAGGAGCAGCAGCUGGAGGACUUGCGGCGGCGGCACCGUGAGCAGGAAAGGAAACGCCAAGAUUUAGAGGUGGAGCUUGAAACCAGAACUAGAGAUAUCAAAGCCAGAUUGGCUCAGCUGGAGGUGCAGGAGGAUGCCGCCCGCAAGGAGAAGCAGCAGCUUCUGGAUGUGCAGAGGCAGGUCGCUCUCAGGAGCGAGGAGGCCUCAGCCACCCGCCAGCACCUGGAGGAGACCAAGAAGGAGCACACCCACCUGUUGGAGUCAAACCAGCAGCUGCGAAGAGUUCUCGAUGAGCUUCGGGCCCACAAAAUGGAGCUGGAGUCCCAGGUGGAAGCGCUGCAGAAACGCCUCAGGGGCCUGCACGUGGAAGCUCAGAGGAAGCAGGACACGCUGACUGAGUUGGCAGCUGAGGAGAAUAAUGCUGCUCCACACUUUGAGCCAGAUCUGCACAUCGAGGACCUGAGGAAAUCCCUUGGGACAAACCAGACCAAAGAUGUGUCCCCUUCUUUCUCUCAGAGCAAGGAGGAGAUGGACUUGUCCUUGGACAGUCUGCUCUCCUACAGCGUCCGGCACUACCUCUCUUCUGAGGGCUUCGCCCUUCGUAGCGCCAAGGAGUUCCUGGUGAGGCAGACGCGCUCCAUGCGGAGGCGGCAGGCGGCCCUGAAGGCCGCCCAGCAGCACUGGCGCCGUGAGCUGCUCAGUGGUCCAGAGGCAGCCACAGACCUGCCGGGCACCGAUGCCCUGGACGAUGUGCGCAAGAACCUGGAGGAGGAGACCAGGCACCUGGAUGAGAUGAAGUCGGCCAUGCGGAAGAGUAAAGAUCUGCUGAGGAAGAAAGAGGAAAAGCUGAACCAGCUUGAGUCCUCUCUCUUGGAAGAGGCCUCAGAUGAGGACACCCUGAGAGGAGCCUCCCCCAAGAAGGUUGUGACCUUUGACCUCAGCGAUAUGGACGACGUGAGCAGUGAAAGUUCAGAGUCUUCCCUCCUAUCUCAGAGUGAGUGGUGGUAGCAGCAGGGAGGUGAAGCAGGGCUGAGGACCACCCUCACUCCAGUGGAGUUCCCUGACAAGAUCCACUACUUGAGCAGUUCCCUGCAGCGGAUCAGCAGCGAGCUCAACAGCGUCCUCGGCAUGCUGGGCAGCCUCAACACUCAGGCCCCACCACCGCUCUUCACCUCCACACCCGCGCAGCUCUCGCCCGUGGCCCCUGCCUACCCUUCCCUGCCCAGGCUCUCCACUCCGGCCCCAGUUCCACCCCUGAACAGCCAGUGGGCUUGGGACCCGGGGCUGGGCCCCAGGCUCUCCUCCGUUUCUCAGUCGGUGGACGACUUCCUGGUGGAGAAAUUGCGCAAGUAUUUCCCAACUGGAGUUCCGGUCCUCAGCAGUGAUCCUACCCCCCUGGAGAACAGGAUGGGUUACGUGUCGGCCAGCGAGCAGCUCCGCCUCCUGCAGCGCCCUUAUUCCCAUCUUCCUGAGGCGGGCAGCACCAACUUCCAGGGAAUGAUCGACACUAACCGCAGGUGGCUAGAACAUUUCAAGAACGACCCCAAGUCAUGUCUCUUCUCAUUGCCCAAGCCCACAGCCACCUCGGACCUGCUGCAGCUCGGCCUGGAUAAUAACAGGCUGAAGGUGUAUCACUACUAA
Molecule: messenger RNA, 4352 nt
Organism: Elephantulus edwardii (Cape elephant shrew)
Lineage: Eukaryota; Metazoa; Chordata; Mammalia; Macroscelidea; Macroscelididae
Gene: CEP164
Product: centrosomal protein 164kDa
Exons: 32
Molecular function (GO): protein binding
Source: RefSeq, a predicted model, not a curated record